GCCUUUCUUUGUCUCCUUGCCCCUGCUCUAUCUUCUCAUUAUGGCUGCUCAGGCUAGUGAGAAGCUUGAGAAGCUUGACCUGAACGGUCAGAACGGCGAGUCCGCUGCGGGCCCAGCAAAAGCGGGCCAAGCAGAUGCCGGAGAGGUGGAGGAUGAGUCGGAUGAUGAUGCUGACGAUGCCGGCGCUGCUGCUGAUGGUGCAGCCAACGGAGCCGCAAAGAAAAAGAAGAAGCGCAAGUCUAAGAAGAAGAAGAAGGGUGGCGCCAAAGUACAGAGCUCUCCUCCCCGCGUUCCGGUGUCGAGCCUAUUCGCGAACGGCCAGUACCCCGAGGGUGAGAUUGUCGAGUACAAGAAUGAGAAUUCGUAUCGCACGACCAACGAAGAGAAACGCUACCUCGACCGUAUGAACAAUGACUUCCUGCAGGAGUACCGCCAAGGUGCCGAGGUUCACCGUCAGGUCCGCCAAUAUGCACAGAAGAACAUCAAGCCCGGCCAGACCUUGACGGAGAUUGCGGAGGGCAUUGAGGAUUCUGUUCGUGCGCUGACCGGUCACCAAGGUCUUGAGGAGGGUGAUAAUAUCAAGGGCGGUAUGGGUUUCCCUUGCGGCCUGAGCAUCAAUCACUGCGCUGCGCACUAUACCCCGAAUGCAGGCAACAAGAUGGUAUUGCAGCAGGGCGAUGUGAUGAAGGUCGACUUUGGAGCUCAUAUCAACGGUCGCAUCGUCGACAGUGCGUUUACCAUGUCUUUCGACCCUGUGUAUGAUCCUCUGCUUGAGGCUGUCAAGGAUGCUACCAAUACUGGUAUUCGCUCGUUGCAGGAGGCUGGAAUUGAUGUCCGCAUGAGUGACAUUGGUGCCGCUAUCCAAGAAACUAUGGAAAGUUACGAAAUCGAGCUGAACGGGACAACGUAUCCUAUCAAGCCUAUCCGUAACCUCAACGGUCAUAAUAUUGACCAGCACGUCAUUCACGGCGGCAAGAGUGUCCCAAUUGUGAAGGGUUCGGAUCAGACCAAGAUGGAGGAGGGUGAAGUGUUCGCCAUUGAGACCUUUGGUAGUACCGGAAAGGGCUACGUGAGAGAAGAUAUGGAAACUUCUCAUUAUGCGCUGGUCGCGAAUGCUCCUCAAGUUCCUCUGCGGCUAUCUUCUGCGAAGAGCCUCUUGAACGUCAUCAACAAGAAUUUCGGCACUCUGCCUUGGUGCCGUCGUUACCUUGACCGACUUGGCCAGGAUAAAUAUCUUCUUGGCUUGAACAACCUGGUUCAAUCAGGAAUUGUUCAAGAUUACCCGCCUCUUUGUGACAUCAAGGGCUCAUACACCGCCCAAUUCGAACAUACGAUCGUGCUCCGACCUACCGUGAAGGAGGUUAUUAGCCGCGGAGACGACUACUAGUUAGAACCUUGGUCAUAUUAUUUGGACGCACGAGAUGAUACAUAGCUCUUACCAACAGGUUUGAAGUAAAGACGAACAAAAUGAAGGAUUUUUUUAUUUUGCGUGG
This is a messenger RNA of Aspergillus nidulans FGSC A4, 1493 nucleotides long. Its product is annotated as methionine aminopeptidase 2. Gene Ontology annotation, molecular function: metal ion binding; metalloaminopeptidase activity; initiator methionyl aminopeptidase activity. Gene Ontology annotation, biological process: proteolysis. Gene Ontology annotation, cellular component: cytoplasm. The record is from RefSeq and is a predicted model, not a curated record. The transcript has 7 exons. Bases 41 to 1387 code for a protein of 448 amino acids. Lineage: Eukaryota; Fungi; Ascomycota; Eurotiomycetes; Eurotiales; Aspergillaceae.